AUGGAUGUAUCUUCUGGAGAUGAAUCAGAUGGGCCAAUUCCAACUGCAACGACUGUAUCUGUCCCUACUUCCACUGUACCCGCUGCUCCGGCAAAGAUUCAACCUACACCUGAAGAGAAGAAACGCAUUGAGGAUAACAUACAAGCUCUAAUGCGGGAAUUUGAGCGGAAGCGCUUAGAAGAAAAGAUUCGUAAAGUUGCUAGUAUUCCCCCUGCACCCUUGAAAAUACAACCAUUGCCAGUCCCAGAGGAGGAGGUUAAGUCUAACACAGUAUCUACAUCCGGGCUAUAUCCUAACGAAGACAAACCAAUGGCCGUAGAGGAUUGUUCUACUAAUGAGGCUAACCAUCAACCGUUGAUAAAAUCAGAGACUUGUUCGAUAACACAUUCAUCUCCUGAUGACGCUGUUACUUCAGCGGAGCCUGUAUCUGUAACUACAGUAAAAACGGAGAGCAAUGACGUUAAGAAAGACGAUAAUGCUUGCGAACUUCCCUCAUCAUCUGUUGAAGUUCCUCCAGUUCCAGUUUAUGAGGAAAUAGAACAAUGUAUCUAUAAGGUUGAAAGCAAGAAGAAGGCAGUUUCUCUUAUGUAAGC
Messenger RNA from Strongylus vulgaris, 593 nucleotides. NCBI's taxonomy places the organism in Eukaryota, Metazoa, Nematoda, Chromadorea, Rhabditida, Strongylidae. The record is from the annotation of a GenBank genome assembly.